Messenger RNA from Epithele typhae, 675 nucleotides. RefSeq lists its product as uncharacterized. The coding region runs from base 1 to 675 and encodes 224 amino acids. The transcript has 9 exons. NCBI's taxonomy places the organism in Eukaryota, Fungi, Basidiomycota, Agaricomycetes, Polyporales, Epitheliaceae. The record is from RefSeq and is a predicted model, not a curated record.
AUGUCUGAGCCCACUCCCGCCGACACCAAGCCCGUCGAGACCCCCGCUGUUGAGCCCACGCCUGCUUCGGAGCCCGCCAUUGAGGCGCCCGCCGUCGAGGCCCCCAAGGAGGAGGCUAAGGUUGAGGAGACUGAGGCCACCCCCGCCGAGACCACCGAGGCCCCCAAGACGGAGGAGACCCCUGCUACCGAGGGGCUAAGCCCUCUGAGCCUGCUGCUGAGACGAAGAAGGAGGAGCGCCCCAAGAGCCCGGCGGGACAAGAAGGAGAAGGCCGAGAAGAAGCCCAAGGAGAAAGCUGCCAAGAAGACUGAGAAGAAGGAAGAGAAGAAGGAGGAGGCUGCCCCCACUGUGGCCACCGAAGAGACCCCCAAGGAGGACGCUGCUGAGACCACCGCUGAGGCCCCCAAGGUUGAGGAGACCCCGGCCGCCGAGCCCGCGACUGAGACACGCCGCCCCCGCCGAGACCCCUGCGGCGGAGCCGCGGCUGAGGCGGACGCCGAAGCCCCUGCUGCGGACGCCGAGGCCCCCAAGGAAGAGAAGGCCAAGCCUAAGACUGAGGUUAAGACGCCUGCGAAGGUCGAGGAGAACCCCCCGAAGAUUGAGGAGCCCGCCCCUGUUGAGCCCCUGGAGAACCCCGCGCUGAGGCUCCCGCUCCGAGACUGCUGCGCCUGUUGA